AUGCUUUACUACGCUAUACGUUUGGACCAUGUGACCGUUUUGGGCGAUGAUCUUUCUAGCAUUGCCCGAGCAAAAGGGGGAAUAAUAAAGGGCGGCGUUCCUUGCCUAACAGUGGAGCAGAAAGAAGAGGCGCUGGUGGUCUUGCACGAGUUGUCUCAACAGAAAUUGGCUCCCCUUUUUAAGUCGGUCGAUCCUUUAUGUUUAAAGGAGUUCAAUUUAGGGAUUCUUGGUGACUACCAAAAGGAGAAUGCCGCUUUGGCUUUAUCAUUGGUUGAUGCUUGGCUCUCAGCAGACCCUCAUAAAACUAAAAUAUCAAAUAACCAUAUCUGUAAGGGUGACUAUCUUUGCUAUAACGGCGUAAUAAAAGAUACUUUGGCUCAAGGAACUAUAAAACUGUGGAAACUCACUAACAUUGGUGUACUGCACGAUCUCUGUAAAGCCCAACCGCCCCACCAAAGUGGUCUUCCCUGCCCUGGAUGCCGUAGAGAGACUGAGAUCUUUGUUUCAGCUAAGAAGGGGCUGGAGGGUUGUUACUGGCCCGGACGAAUGCAGCGGAUUAUUAGAAAGAGCGGCAAAGUUAAGUUUUUCUUAGACGGAGCACACACUCGGGAAAGUAUAGAUUUUUUCGCUCAGUGGAUUGAGAAAAACUGGUCUGAUGGGAAAAAUAUUUUGGUUUUUUACUGCAGUCCUGAACGUAAUUUCAAUAACUUAGUUAGCUCUCUUUUGGAUUUACACCUAAAUAAAAAGUUUAAUUAUAUCAUAUUCUGCUCCAACAUUGUACAUAAUCAUGCAG
Molecule: messenger RNA, 793 nt
Organism: Zophobas morio
Lineage: Eukaryota; Metazoa; Arthropoda; Insecta; Coleoptera; Tenebrionidae
Product: folylpolyglutamate synthase, mitochondrial-like
Exons: 8
Biological process (GO): tetrahydrofolylpolyglutamate biosynthetic process
Cellular component (GO): cytosol; cytoplasm; mitochondrion
Molecular function (GO): tetrahydrofolylpolyglutamate synthase activity; ATP binding
Source: RefSeq, a predicted model, not a curated record